Messenger RNA from Epinephelus lanceolatus (giant grouper), 3341 nucleotides. RefSeq names its product ligand dependent nuclear receptor interacting factor 1 (gene lrif1). Gene Ontology annotation, biological process: regulation of DNA-templated transcription. NCBI's taxonomy places the organism in Eukaryota, Metazoa, Chordata, Actinopteri, Perciformes, Serranidae. Gene Ontology annotation, molecular function: nuclear retinoic acid receptor binding. The record is from RefSeq and is a predicted model, not a curated record.
CCGCCAGAAGAAAAUUCAGUAUAAAAUGUUGUUGGUGCGAACAAAACGGUGGCUUAAUUUGUCUGUGAAUGGCCAUGGCGACGUUAUAGACAGCCUCCUGUUAUACUUUAGAGACGGAAGUAACGGCGCAAAUAUGUAGCGUGCUUUGGCGUUGCCAGCAACGUUGAACCUUCGUGGCUUUCUUGUAAACACAUGUAACGUUAACGUUAGCAUGUUCCAGGAAUUACACUUAGUCGAGACUCAGUAAUGCUGCUGUUGUCGUUACGAUGAACGGCUGGAUGGGGAGAUUACGAAACAAAAUUCACGUGAUUUCAUGAGUCAUGUAUCCCUCAACGAAGGCAAUGGAUUCGGUUCACAGUGGGACCGGUGUCUUCUACCAGGCAAUGCCUGCUGUUGGAGCCGAUGGAAAGAACAUCAUGAAACUGAUUCCUGUACAAAUUGUCAAUGGACAGUUUGUUCAAUCUCAAAUAAGUCAACCCAAAACGAAUCCUACAUCACAGAAAGCUGUAACCAUAAAUAUUGCCUCAGCACCUGUUCAGGUGGUAAAGAAGUCAGCUUUGAAUCCUUCUGCCACAGAGCAAAUUGUCAGAAAGCAUUUUUCACUCAUGGAUGUCUUCCCUAAUCAAGCAGAUUUGGAUCUUGGUCAUUCACUAAAUAAACACCCACUACAGCAACAGCAUGUAAAUUUGAUGUCCAUAGUACCUCCAGUGGCAACACCUGCAACAAACAGUGGGAAGUUAGGAAGAGUUCCAAGUCAGCUCCCAGUCACAGCACUCCCCAGAGGACAGUACCUUCAGAUUCCUUCUAAUUCACAAGUCCCAGCAUCUGAACGACCUGCUAGUAUCAAGAAACAGAUUUUUACUCCACCACCCAGCUCCUCUCCAAGUCAAAGCUUAUCUAGUCUGGUCUACGUGCCACCCAUCACAACUGUCAAUCGAAGCACGACUCUACAAAGUGAUUCUCCACUUCACUCACUUGGGUUGCUUUGUGAGACAUCAAGUAACACUUUAUGUGGAACUCCAUCCAAAGGAUCAAAACCACAUUUAAAAUUAAUUCCAAAAGCUUCACAAAGGCCUAACAGCCCGAUAAAGUGGGUCAUUGAAGAAGAGGAAAGCACAGCGGCUCCAACUCUUGAUCCUGUUACCCCUUGUGUUACUUCAGAGAUUCUUCGAAUUGUUGCAGAGAGAGAAAAUGCUAACAAACACUGUGACGUCAUUAAAAAAAUAGCCUCUUUGUCGAGCGGACAGAGACAGGAAAACACUUUGGUCACGGACAACAGGAACGUGGUUUUUGUGGCCAAAAAUCGCAGCCUAGCAUAUAAAAUGGGAACAAGUGACUCACCUACAGCAGCACAAAAAAGUUGUGAAUUCAACAAAAUCAUUGUAUCUUCAUCCCAACAAUCACUUGAGCCAGUUGCACCUCAGAUGAAGCAGGGCCUACAGGUUAUCAUUCCACAUGAAUCAGAUGAGGUGAUUGACCUUUGUGACGAUGAUGGUCAUGAUGACUCGUCUCAACAGGCAGCCUCAGCUCAGAUGUCAGCAGUCACUCAACCGGAUGAAGACAAUGUAAUAUUUGUGUCAUAUAUUCCACCCAAAGCUGAGUCUGAGUCAACACAAGAUUUGAGACCACAAACACAAGUGCCACUUAUAAAGGAAACAGAUCAGACGGACACAAGAAGUGGUGUAACACAACAGAAGAACCUGAAUGGAACAACUGACAAUGAAAUCUGUGCCCAUAGAAGAAGAGCAACUGACCAGAGUAUGUCAUACAACACAGUCAAAAAUCUUAGACAUGUUUGUGAUUUGCCAGUGAUGAACAUGCAUGAUAAUGAGGGCUCACAUAUUAGCAGUCAGCAGAUCACCUCCACCCAACAGCUGGAGAGGAUGGAAGUUGAUGUUGAAACAAAAAGUCCAGCUGAUCCCAACACGUCUGACAGCAGCAGUGGAAUAUGCUCUCUAAUAGAGGAGGACACCCACAGAAUGGAGAGCUCUGUGAAUCCCACAGCGAGUUGUACAUCCUCACUGGCACCAGAAUCCCUUCAAAGGUCUGAUAAUCUGCUGAGACAGAUAUUUGGGAUAACAGCCAAUGUGAAAAUUUGCCUGCAGAGGAUUGAUGGAGCUUCAGACUGGUCUCUAAUUGCUGAAUCUCUAUGGAGUGAGUCCAUAAGGUCAGAUAACAGGGAACCAGACAGUGGGUUAAAAGAGAAAGAACUUUUUUUAAAGGACCUUUACAGUCUACAAGACACUGACAGCAGCAAUGGUCACAUCAAUGUCAGAAAGGUAACUGGACAGGAGCUGUCAGAAGACUCUGCCACUCCAAGUCCUCACACAGACAUCGGACCUCUCAAAUGUUCACAUUUCAAACUGAACACACAAGCUCUCUCUCUUUUGAGGAAGAAGUGCCAUUCAGGUAACACAUCUCUCAAAGGAAUAUCAUGUGAUGUUGAAACUGAGCCAGUCAUUGGCUACAUGGAACCCAUAGAUGAAGAUUUCCUCAGCACAGAUGAAAAUGACAUCCCCAACUCACAGGACACAGCUAGCCAGCCACAAACUCAGACUUGUGCAGAUCUGAAUACAAACACAACAAGGAGAAUGGGAAGAAUGAGGAAGCGUACAGUCUGUCCAUGUUGCAUCCCUUGUACUCAAGAUCCUGUAGUGAAGUCCAGCGCCAGGUCCCAAGAGCCAGAGAAGUGGGCUUGGAGGACAGAGCAGACAAAUAAAAGAGGGGGAAAAACAAAGGCUGUAAGAAAAUAUGUAAAAACAUCUGGACGGAUCAGCUGUCUAACAGCCAAGAAGAAGCACAACUGUAAGACUUCUGAUGAGGCUUCAGCCAGUAACAGUUUAACCACAACAUCCAUGGACACUGAUGAACUGAAACAAUGUGAACAGAUCAGAAGACUCAAAGAGCUUCUCAAAGAGAAAGAGGCAGCUCUGGAACUGUUGAGAAACAGCUCGGGCUGAAAGGAGAACCUCUAACAUUCUAACAAAGUUAAUGCAUUUAUUUUUAGUGGAUCCUAUGCUACUACUUGGAUUUCUUUUCUUUAAGAUUAUUUUUGUGGGCUUUUUACCUUUAAUGACAGGACAGUGUGUGAAAUGGGGAGACAGAGAGAGAAUGGGGACUGACAUGCAGCAAAGGGUUGCGAGCCGGAUUCGAACCCGCGGCCGCUGCAGCGAGGAAAUGCCUCUGUACAUGGGGCACCAGCACUAUCCACUACGAUACCGACGCCCCACUGCUUGUAUUUCUUUUUGUUGAGUUAACAAGGACUAACAUAAGUAUCACCCUGGCUUCAGUGCAGUGUCAUGUACACAGGGCUGUUGGGGAAUAAAGCAAAUGUAAGCGUA